Molecule: messenger RNA, 1092 nt
Organism: Penicillium angulare
Lineage: Eukaryota; Fungi; Ascomycota; Eurotiomycetes; Eurotiales; Aspergillaceae
Product: Alcohol dehydrogenase superfamily zinc-type
Exons: 5
Coding region: 1-1092 (363 amino acids)
Molecular function (GO): zinc ion binding; oxidoreductase activity
Source: RefSeq, a predicted model, not a curated record
AUGCCUGCUGUUAAAGCUAUUGUGGCCGAGGUGCCAACCACCCCUCUAGUGAGGAAUUGGUCCCUGCAAGAAGUGGAUAUCAGCUCCCCUGGCGAUGACGAAGUCUUGGUCGAGCUGUAUGCCACGGGCAUCUGCUCGACCGACAUUCUACUUGGCUCAUUGCCAAAGGGUUCGAUGAGCGUAGAAUACCCGAAGAUCGUGGGACACGAAGGGGCUGGUAUUGUACGGGAGAUUGGUAAGAAUGUGCGGUCUGUAGCUUUAGGCGACCCGGUUGUCCUAUCCUUCAGCUCCUGCACAUUGUGCGCGCAAUGCGAGGAUUCUCACCCUGCAUACUGUGAUGACUUUAGGCCUCGAAAUUAUCGCGGGAAACAAGAGUCGACGAAAAUUAUUUCCUCAGGCAAAAAAGUAUGGACUGAGUUCUUCGGACAGUCGAGCUUUGCACAAUUUAGUGUUGUCAACAAGACGAGUGUCGUGAAUGUCAAGGAUUUGAUCCAGGACUUGAGCGAGCUGAAGCUCUUCGCUCCUCUUGGCUGUGGAUUCCAAACCGGCAUGGGUGCUAUUCAAAAUGUUGCACAAGCUGGUCCCAAAGACGUGGUCUUAAUUUCAGGAAUGGGCGCCGUUGGAAUGGGCGCUCUGAUGACUGCUGUAAUUGAGCAAUGCAAAACGAUUAUUGCAGUUGAUAGAGUGAAAAGUCGCCUUGAUUCUGCAAAGAAAUUUGGGGCCACACACACUAUCAACACGAGCAAUCCGAGUUUCAUAAACUUGAACGAAGCUGUUCGUGCGUUAGUCCCUGGUGGUGCGUCGAUUGCGAUUGAUGCGACCGGUGUCCCUGAGAUUAUCGAGCAAAGUAUGGAGGCAACUCAGAAGCGUGGUAAAAUCAUCCUAAUCGGAGUCCCGCCGCUCGACUAUUUCAUGAAUAUUCAAGGAGCCGCUCUUCUUAAUGCCAUUCCUCAGAUCAUCAAGUGGUAUCGGGAAGGAAAGUUUCCAAUUGAUCAAUGCGUGCAGGCCUUCGGUGCAAUGGAGUAUGAAAAGGCUUUAGUGAGCUUCAAGAAAGGAGAAGUGAUCAAGCCUGUCCUAGUUUGGAAGGAUUAA